Molecule: messenger RNA, 5656 nt
Organism: Caenorhabditis angaria
Lineage: Eukaryota; Metazoa; Nematoda; Chromadorea; Rhabditida; Rhabditidae
Source: the annotation of a GenBank genome assembly
AUGUCGACCGAUGCUCCAAACUCCAACACUGCCGCCAAAAAACCGCCAGCUCUCGUUUUGCCCACAAUUUCGGUAAGGAUUACUGCAAGAUUACGGUAGAUUACUGUAGACACCUUUAAGGUUUUAUUAAAACACACAUUACUGUAGAAGAGUCUCAGAGUACUGUACUUUUGACAAAUUUUGUUUUUUUUCUAAAAAAAAAUUUUUGUGUUGUCCCUUUAAAUUCCGGACUACUGUAGAAAGCCCCGGGGAGUACUGUAGAUCCCUUUGAAUUCUAGAAAAAAAUUUGUACUUUCAAAUUUUUUUUCUCAAUUCAUGAAAUAAAUCAGUUCCGGUCGGAAAUAAAUUAUCCUAUCACAAUUUCCGCUGAGAAAAAUUUGUUUUAUGAAACUUUUUUUGCUAUGACGUGGCAAGGGUUUUGGCGCCAAAAAAAACAUCUACAGUACUUUUUUAUGCCUACAGUAAUCUACAGUACUUCUUUGAUCUACAGAUAAUUUUUGGAAAACUUUAAAAAUCAGGUGUUUUUGAAUUCUACAGAAAAACAUUUCGAAACCAAAUUCAAAUCUAUGUACAUACAGUACCCAUUUAACAACUAAAGGCGCCUACAGUAAUCCUACAGUACCCCUCCUCUUCCCAUAAAAAAUCAAAAAAAAUUUUUUUGCAGUGCCCUCUGAUCUGUGAGCAGGGACCAUCGAUGCCGAGCUCGCCGACCGGCAUCACGUUCGAUGGAAAUUUGUUGAGCGCCGAUUUGAUGACCCGAAUUCAUAUGGUGAGGAGCUACAGUAAUCUGCUGGGCCUAGGCCUAGGCCUAAGCCUAAGAAAGCCUGGCCCAAAUUUUCACGUCAUUUUUACAGUAAUCCUCUCCAGGACUACUGUACUUUUGAGCUUUUGAGCCCACGAAAUUCCAAAGUACAAUACUUAGCCUAAGUCUGAGCCUAAGCCUUGGGAAAUUUGCGAACAGUAAUCUACAGUAACCCAAAGCUUGCCUACAGUAAUCUGAGAGGCUAACUACAGUACUCCCUAAGCCUGGACCAAACUCGUCCAGAGAUUUUGCUGCAAUUUUUUUUGAAAUUCUAGAUUUUUGAGUACAGUAAUCCUGUGGUAUAACUAUAGUACUUAGCUAGAUUCUAGCAAACUACAGUACUCCCAGAUUUGCCACGUCAUCAUUUCUCAGCCACCCCCACAAAAAAGAGAAAAAAAACGAAGUGUAUACAUAUAUUCCCCGUUGAAUAAUUUAUUUUCUAGGCUCGCGCUCUCUCAUUUUUUCCAGUGAGCCCACAUUUUUUUCUUGGCGCCAAAAAGGGGGUGGUUUUUUAUGAUCUACCUCUCUAGCUACCGUAUACCUCACAGACUAGACUCUAGUUUAAAAAAAAAUAUAUAUGAAAUCAACAAAAGUGUGAAUAAUUAGUCAUGUGCAAAAAAAAACGUUGUGUGACGUAAAUGGGUUUGAAAAAAGUUUUGAAAAAUAUUUUGGAGCAGAAAAAAAUUGAACUACGGUAAUUUGGACUACUGUAGUUGGGCUACAGUUUUAAAGGAGCAGAAUUACUGUAGAUCUAGAAUUCAACCAAAAAUUCUGGGUUUUAUGGAAUAUACAGUACUCUCUAGCUACAGUAAUCGUGUCAACGUUUUUUUCAACUACAGUACCCCUAAAGACUAGUGAAAAAAUUGAAAUGUUUUAAAGGUACAUACAGUACUCUACAGUAAUUUUUCAAUGAUCUUACAUACAUUCAAAGGGGCAUACAGUACUACAAAAAUAGCAGAAUUUAAAGGAGCAUACAGUACCCCUAAGCUAAAGUAAUAUUUAAAGGUUCAUACCGUAAUCAAGAGUGAUCUAAUUUAAAGGCGCUUACAGUACCAACAUUUUUCAAAAUUCACUAAAAAUCACGGGAUAACCUGGAAAAUCCUGCAAAUUUAAAGGCGCAUACAGUACCCCUUCUUGCAGUUCUCCUCCCAAAUCGACAGUGCUCGAUUAUCCCCCAACUAUGCCACAUCAGAUCUUGGCUCAAGUGCCCGAUCCUCAUUCUCAACAUCAAGUUCGUGGAUGGCAUACCGUGAUCGAAGUGUCGAUUUCGACAAAGAUCUAAUAUCGCCUUUCGAGUGUGACACGGCGUGUUCGGUGUCGCCCAGUUUUUCGUUGUCGCCCAAUUCGAAUCAACAUUUUAGGUGAGGACAAGAAAUUUUUUUUUUGAUUUUUAAUUUUUAGCCUCAAAAGUUCUGAACAAAAAAUUUAAAAAAAUUUUUUUUGUCAAAAAAAUUUUUUAUUUUUUAUUUUUUGCCUGAAAAAUUCUGGGCAAAAAAUAUUUUUUGACAAAAAAAUUUCGAUGUCAAAAAACUAUAAUUUUUUUCCUAUUUUUUGACAUUUUUUUUCCACAAAAAAAUUUUAAAAAAUUAAAAAAAAAUUUUUUUUUGGUCAAAAAUUUUUUUGCACCCCGUUUUGAGCUCCAGAGAUGAAAAAUUCUGAGCCCCAGAGCUGAAAAAAUUGAAAAUUCUGAAUUUUGCUGCCAAGAACACUGAAAAUUCAAAAUUGAAAUUCCAAAUUUCGAGCUCAAAGCUCCAAAUUUUCUCCAAUUUUCAGUUUCGAUGCUCGAAGUGUCUCAUCACUUUCUCACAACUUGCUCCAAGUCGGCGGCGCUUUCGAAUUAUCACGUGAAAGAAGUCGAUCCGAAUCCGAUAUGAUACCAAAAGAUGAACUAUCGCAUUCGAGUUUGAGUGUUCCAUGUUAUGGAAAAAAAUCGACAAUGAUUUUGAACAAAUACAAUCAGGAGAGAAGUAGUAGUACACCACCGCCUACUGUGAGUUUGGGAUGUGUUUUUUUGAAAUCAGCGUGAAAAAUUGACCCGGGAACUUGGAAACCGGAAAUUUCUCGGGAAGAUUUUGAGAUUUUUGAGGUGCCCCCUGGAUUUCCGGACCUGGGGGGGGGGGUCACAAAAUUUUUCCUAGUGGUUCUGGAGGUUCUGGAGGGCGAUUUUCGGAAUCAGCGUGAAAAACUGACCCGGGAACUUGGAAACUGGAAAUUUCUCGGGGGAUUUUGAGGGGCCCCCUGGAUUUCGGGACCUAGGGGGGUCACCAAAUUUUUUCCCGGGAAUUUUCAUGAGUUCGGACCUAAUUUUUCGGAAAUAGCGUGAAAAACUGACCCAGAAACUUGAAAACUGGAAAUUUUCCGAAGAUUCUGUAGUUUUUUAGACAUCCCUGAAUUUCCUAGGGAGGGGGGUCACCAAAAUUUUUCCGAGCGGUUCUGAAGGUUCUGGAGAGCGAUUUUUGAAUUCAGAAGAGAAAAUUGACCCGGGAACUUGGAAACUGGAAAUUUCUCGAGAAGAUUGGGGGGAUUUAUGGGUCCCCCUGGAUUUGCGGACCUGGGGAGGGGGGGGGUCACUAAAUUUUUUCCCGGGAAUUUUCAUGAGUUCGGAUCUGAUUUUUUGGGCUCAGCGUGAAAAACUGACCCGGGAACUUGGAAACUGGGAAUUUCUCGGGGGAUUUUGAGAUUUUUGAGGGGCCCUCUGGAUUUCCUGGGGAGGGGGGUCACCAAAUUUUUCCCGGGAAUUUUCAGAAGUUGAGACCUGCUUUUUUGAAAUCAGCGUGAAAAAUUGACCCGGGAACUUGGAAACUGGAAAUUUCUCGGGGAUUUUGAGAUUUUAGAGGUGCCCCCUGGAUUUCCGGACAUGGGGAGGGGGGUCACAAAAAAUUUUUCUAGACAUUUUCAGAAGUUGCGACCUACUUUUUUGAAAUCAGCGUGAAAAAUUGACCCGGGAACUUGGAAACUGGAAAUUUCUCGGGGAUUUUGAGAUUUUUGAGGGGCCCCCUGGAUUUCCUGGGGAGGGGGGUCACUAAAUUUUUUCCCGGGAAUUUUCAGAAGUUGCGAUCUACAUUUUUAAAAUCAGCGUGAAAUUUUAGCUCGGAAAAAAUGUAUUUUUAAGGGCGCAGGGUGAUUUUUGAGAUAAAGUGGAUCCCAACACGACUUUAUGGUCCCGCAACGAAAAUUUCAAAAGUGCUCCAAAAUAUGUCGAGUUUAUACUCUAACUGACCGAAAUUACAUGGGGAAUCACGUGGUAACCUUGAAAAAGCUGAAAAAUCGCUGUGUGAUGGGUCCCACCACGAAAUAUACCUUGUUUAUACUCUAAAUGAUCCAAAUUUCAAUUGCAGACCUCAGAACGUGACGAAAUCUCAGAACGUCGUGCAACAUCUCGACUCGAAACCAAAGAAGAAGUCGACGCCGCCAAUCUGCUAGUCAAUAAUUGGGCAAAGAAUCAACUGUUCGCGCAGCUCCAACAAUACACAAAUAUGCUCCAAGCUCCCGCCCCACCACCACCAAUUCUCACACCAACCGCAGCAAAAUCGCUGAAAUCGCCGACGCCAAAGAAAAUCGGCGCGGCGGAUGAGUUAGCCUAUACUUGUCAGCUGUGCGGACAAGCAUUUGCAGUUCACGACAGGUUGGCAAAACAUAUCGCAAGUCGACACAGACAACGAAGUUGCACGCUGGAUGACGCCUCCAAGAUUCACAAGUGUGGACAGUGCUCGAAGAGCUUUUCGCGGAGUGAUAUGUUGACACGGCAUAUGAGAUUGCACACGGGGGCGAAGCCGUAUAGCUGCCCAACUUGUGCACAGGUUUUUUCGAGGAGCGAUCAUUUGUCGACGCAUUUGAGGACGCAUACCGGCGAAAAACCGUACGCCUGUCCGCUUUGUAAUUAUUCGGCGGUGAGUUUUUUGGGUCUCACAGCGAUUUUCUAUCGUAACCAAUAUUUUUCUGAGAUUUCCCUUGAAAUUUGAAGCAUUUAGAGUAUAAACAUGAUAUAUUUUGAAGCAUUUUGAAAAUUUUCGUGGUGAGACCAUCAUUUUUGGGUCCCACAGUGAUUUUCUACAGUAACCUAUCCUUCUCCAAGCUUCUCCAUGAAAUGUGGGUCAGUUUGAGUAUAAACAUGACAUAGUUUCAAUUUUUCAUUUUUCACUAUGAAUGAGAGAUCAGUAGAUACAGUAACCCUUACACGCUUCAUUUUGGGUCUCGCAGCGAUUUUCUAGCGUGACCAACAUUUUCCUGAGAUUCCCUACUCAAUUUCGAGCAGUUUGAGUAUAAAUACCAUAUAUUUUGAAACAAUUUGAAAAUUUUCGCGGUGGGACCAUAAAGUCGUGUUGGGACCACCCACUUUAUCUCAAAAUUCACCCUGCGCCUUUAAAAAUACAUUUUUCCGAGCUAAAAUUUCGCGCUGAUUUCGAAAAUCGAGGUCUCAGCUCAUGAAAAUCACCAGGAAAAAUUUUGUGCCCCCCCCCCCCUGAUUCCUAAAGCGGGGGGGUCACCAAAAAUCUCAAAAUUCACCCUGCGCCCUUAAAAAUACAUUUUUCCGAGCUAAAAUUUCGCGCUGAUUUCAAAAAUCGAGGUCUCAGCUCAUGAAAACCUCAUCCACUCCCAAAAUACACGGUGUUUGGUGUCAAAAUGAUGUGCCUUUAAAAACAAACUCAAAUCUGUUGGUUUCAGAGUCGCCGCGAUAUGAUAUCCCGCCAUAUGCGAACUCAUUCCGACACCCAACUCGACGUCUCCACACCAAUCUCUCAAUUAUCGAUUCGAAGUGCCACCACGUCACCAUUGCCACCAAAAAUCGCGUCAACAACAAUCGAGAUUGGAAGCGGCGAGUUGAGCGCCUUUAAACCCAUUAAUCCUAAAUAA